This is a messenger RNA of Aspergillus pseudotamarii, 1761 nucleotides long. RefSeq lists its product as uncharacterized. The record is from RefSeq and is a predicted model, not a curated record. The coding region runs from base 1 to 1761 and encodes 586 amino acids. The transcript has a single exon. Lineage: Eukaryota; Fungi; Ascomycota; Eurotiomycetes; Eurotiales; Aspergillaceae.
AUGCCCCAAACAGAAGAAGAGAAAGACUACACCGAAUUCAUCCAAACCCAACCCCCAUCCAUAAUCGCAGCAUGUCUACGCCGCGACCAACUCCUGUGCCAGGAGAACCAUCUCCCCAGUCCACUGGCCAUGCACCUCCCAACCCAGCCUUGUGAUCUCCUCGACGAAAUCUCCAAACACCUCAUCCCCGAAACCUCUAUCCCCGCCCCAAUCCGCAGACUCCAAUGCCAGGGCAUCAUCAGCGGAAUCAAAGCCUCCGUAAACCAAAUGAGCUGCAUCAGAACGUGGACAAGUGAAGACACCGAAAAGGGAACGGGGAUCAUCCCCAGAACGAAGGACUUCCAAUCCGCGCUCCGCGUGCUCGAAUACCUCCAGAAAUACCCCUCCAUCUCCAUGCUCACCAGCACCAGUCCCUUCCCGGAUGUGAUCUCAUCCGUGAAAACCCAAUUGGCAUUCGAAGCUGGUCUCCGGACUGUGACUCACCUCCACACAGCCCAUAAAGACAGCCGACUCGACGCGAAAGCGAGUUACAAGGCCCGCAGACAAAAGCGGACUUGCUACAUGUGUCAUUUUGAAAUCAGAACGGACGAAGCCCACAAUAUCUACCCGUCCCUCUGUCGCCCAUGCGGGUCAUUCAACUUAGCCUCGUCGGCCAUUUCAGCACCCCCGAAUCUCAAAUUACGAGGUAAAACGGCCCUGGUAACGGGCGGACGAAUCAACCUCGGCUACGAAACUGCGCUACGGCUGCUCCGCUGUGGAGCCAGUGUCAUCGUGUCAUCGCGGUAUCCCCGGGACGCGGUGGUGCGGUAUGCGAGAGAGACGGAUUUCGGGGACUUUUCAUCCCGGCUGAGGGUUGUGGGGGCGGACUUUCGCACGGCUAGAGAUGCGUUCCGGCUUGUGGAGGUUGUGAAGCGGUUACUGGAUGAUUGGGAGGGGGGUGGCAAUGGGAGAACUGCGGACAGGGCGCUGGAUAUUCUGAUUAAUAAUGCGGCGCAGACGUUGACGGAUCCUGUGCGCUCGGAGACGAGGGCUAUUGUGAGGGAGGAGCAGUUGGAAGGAGAGGUUGGGGAGCAUGGGGUGAUGGCGGAUUAUGGGGAGCGGUAUGUGCCCAAGCUUCGGGGUGGAGUGGGCAGUGCUUGGGGUGGCAUUGAGGAUCGGGUCCGGUUGCAGAUUGCGGGUACGGCCGAGUCAGAGUCUAGGGAAGGCCAUGGAAUGGUGCAGAAGGGUCUGGGUCCGGAUGGAAUGGCAGAGGAUGACUCAAAGUCGUCGUGGACGCAGCAUCUGGACCAGAUCCCGUAUGAGGAUGUCAUUAGCGCGCAGGCGGUGAAUGCGCUGGUCCCGCUGAUUCUAUGUCGGGAGUUAUUGCCCCGAAUGGGCGCGACGGAGAAAUCGUCGCGGCCUUUGGGAUACAUCGUGAAUGUGUCGUCCCGGGAGGGAAUACUGGAGAGCAGGACGAAGUCUGCCAGUAAAGCCGGUCACCAUGUUCACACCAAUAUGUCCAAGGCCGCGCUGAAUAUGAUCACGGAGACCGAGAGUGAGUCGGCGUGGGAGCGGCAUGUCGCUAUGAAUACGGUGGAUCCAGGCUAUAUGAGUGCGGCACCGGAAUGUCAGCGGGCAGACGGCUGCCCGAUCGGCUUUGAAGAUGGUGCUGCCCGAGUUCUGUGGCCGAUUGCGAUCGGAGAACGCGAGCACCGGGUGAUUCGUGGACGGUUUAUGAAGCAUUUCGGAAAUCAUGAUGCGAUUAUAUCGCGAGGAAUAUAA